Messenger RNA from Python bivittatus (Burmese python), 1152 nucleotides. The record is from RefSeq and is a predicted model, not a curated record. Lineage: Eukaryota; Metazoa; Chordata; Lepidosauria; Squamata; Pythonidae.
ACUCAUUGCUGUCAUUCAAGAACUGGCCCAAAAGAGCAUGGUUUCCCGCAAGGUAAUGAGGCAAUCUUUCCUCCACACUCUGCUUUGGGAAGUUAAAUUUGCAAGUUAAUUCAGACUACAAACUAAACUACAAAAAUACAUUUCCACCAAGCUGGACCAAGAUGGGGGCGAGGAAGAGAAACUCUACGCAAUGCUACAUCACUGAUCUCCCUCCACACAGACAACCUAGGAAAUAACUUCAAAUGGGAAACAAUAGCAAUUUUAGAAUUAUCAAAAAAUGCAAAAGAAUUCUUUGAAGAAUGGCACACCAACCAAGCUGCAAUCAACAGACGUAGACUUAACCCUAUAAUUCCAGUUCGCAACCCAAGUUGGUGCGUAUUGUGAGCACAGAAAACAGAAUCAAUCCACUUUGGUCAGCUAUGGAAUGUAGUUUCUCAGAUUCAAGCAAGCCAAAAGUGAAUCCCAGGAAUUGUGUCAGCCUGAUGCCAUACACCUUUGUCAGGCAUUGCAGACCUGGGCGGCCACGUCCAGUACUUGUGGUGCCAGCACUUUUAAGCAGGAUCCUGGCUGACAAGCUAUGCCUGUCCAGGGACUUUGAGAAAUGCCUAUCAGAGACCCAGAGCACAGAUACCCUCCAUGAAAACAAAGAGUUGAAUGGCAACUCUUGUAUUCCUCAACAAGAUCUGGAACAGUUAAUGCAAAAGAAUGUGCAUGCCUGGAUGGACCUGGGCCUGGAGAGUGUGCAAGAACUUCUGGGAAUGGACAUUUACCCCAUCAUUAUCCUCAUCACCAUCGGUGAGAAGAAUGCCAAGAAAUUCAAGAAAGCUCUUCAGCGCCUUGGAGCAACUGAGGAACAACUUUUGGAGAGUGCCCGGAAAGAUGAGGCCCAGCUGGAGACAGUAUCCUGCCUCUAUCGCAGCAUUGCUCCUGACGCCUGGGGCGACCUGGAUGCUCUCGUCAGCUGUGUCCGUAUGGCUGUCGCUGAUGAGCAGAAGAAGGUGGUGUGGGUGGAACAAGUGCCUCACUGACCUCUUUCGACAAAUGUGUGGGACUUAAGGCAAUUGUUUCAUCUGAACCUAGGAAAAAACUGAAAGAUGCUACUGCUUGUUCUGGGCCAAGAUUAAAAGGAACUAGAGCAUAUUCCAAGCCUGU